AUGCUGAGAAAAUCCAGAUCAGAUAGUGAUAAGGAUAUUUUCGAAUCAGAUGAAGAAAAUUUGAACUCAGUGAUUAAAAAGGAUGUUAAUGGUGAAAAGAAAAUACCGAAAACAAAAUAUGUUGGACAAGCUAUGGCAACGAAGACGAAUGAACUUCAAAUAGCAAUUCUACGAGAAAUUGCUGGAGAGCAGAAAAGCGUUGCUGUAGAUGGCAUCGGUCAGUUAAAUGCGAAGAAGUAUCCUGUUCUACUACGAGAAUUUCUGGAAAAAGAUAAUGCAAAUAAACAGGACAUGAGUGAAUUGAUAUCAGGUAAGAAAAUUAUUCAGAAAGAAUCUUUGAGAAGUGUUGGACAAAAGGUCACAAUAAAUAAUAACAUUAUGAAUGUGAAAAGUCCCACAAACGGCGUAUUUGUGGUGAGAGUAUCAAUUAUAUUAAUUAGUGGUGUACUUCGAGUUCGGAUUCGACGGAUAAGAACUACACAAGGAAUUCUGUUAAUGGAUUCCGGAAGUGAAAGUGAGAGCAUUGAGGGAGCUAAAGUAAGUGACAGCAUGGAAUCGGAAAUUGAAGAAGGAAAUGUGGGUGAAUCUUCAGGUCCAAGAAGACCAUGUUAUCCGGCUAUUAGCAAUUUGGAAGUAAUUAGCAUAAUUACGGAACUUAUGAAUUUUCAAUACAGGAAGGAGUAUAGAAUCGUGUUCGAAAAUGUUAAAGAUAUGAAGCAAUAUCUUGGCAUCAAAUUUCUUUGCAAUCGUUAUUACUUCUUGCUUAAUAAUAUUUUUGAUAUCGGAACAUAUCUUGACAAUUCCUCACAAGCGGAGAUAAUAUUUGUAAAAGAAUUAUAUGAAAAUAUUGUUCGUACUGUUCUCUUAUAUAGUCGCAUGAAGGGUUUUCUGCUUCUUCGAUGUAUAAUUGACAAUCCGUCAUUUCCUACUGCCAUAUAUGAGAAAGCCGAUGUCAUCCGUGAAAUGAGUUUCUUAAAAUCACUUUAUAAUGAAGUAAGAAAAUCCGUAUGUUUAAAAAGGCAAAGAGGUCGGAAAGAAUUUAUCUCCUGCAGUUUUCUUUUCGAUGUUGUUAAACUCAUCAAGAAAAAUGAAACACGUAAACUUCUUGAGAGGGGUGUUAUUAAAACAGAGGAAUCAUGCGACUUUUUUUAUCCGGAUCUAUUCACGAUUACCGCAGACGAUGUUGAGCAAUUGUAUGAAACAGAUUUGGCAAUUAUUACCCAUUUCGAUUUGCUAACUCAAUAUCGCUUCUUUAAAUCAUCGUUACACACAGCUCAACGAACAUUGCAAACAAAACCGUUGGUUGUGACAUAUGCUAACAUUCGAAUACAGUUAUCAUUUUUUAAGCUUCUCGCUCGGCAUAUCAAAACACUUGAUAUGGAAAAUCUCGAUAAAUUAACCGAUUUUAAGUUAAGUUCGGAAGAAAAUCGGAAGGAUGAUUGUUGCUAUAAUAUACUUCAAGCUCAAGAAAUGAUCAGAAGUGAAUUUACUAUGUGGAAGGGUGCUAGAAAGCUUGCACAAAGAAUUUGUAGUCAGAUAAUUUUUUAUUGUGAAACUGACUGGUUCUGGAGUGAAGUUGUGAGAAUUAUAAAUGUUAACCAAUUGCCAACGACAUUAAUAAAGGCUUUUCGCUUCCUUCCAACAUUAACCGAAUAUUUAGUAGGGCGGAAAGAACCAAAAAACAAAACUUCAUUAAAUUUGUAUUAUUUUAUAAAGGAGUUUCUGAUGGUCAUUCCACAUGAAGAGUUCAUAGGUCGCCACUAUGGUUUUAUCAUUGCUCAACUUUGUAUGAGUCACGAAUCGCAUAGCAGUAUUCUAAAUCCGGCAACUGUUAUCAAUAGAAUACUAAUUCCAAAUUUAAAGAGACCAAUACGUAAGAUCUGCGCUGCAAUUGUACUCGGGAAUUUACUGCAAUUUCGUCGCGUGAACAUAGCUUGGUCAUUCGAUUACACCGCUCAGGACACAAAGUAUUACGAUGACGAUAAUAUAACAAGUCAAACGGAUGAAAAAGUGGAAGUGAUGCAAUUAAUCGGAGCAUUCUAUUCGCAGUAUACUUUUCCACAGCGUAGUACAAUCCGUUGCACGCGUUAUCUCUUCAUAGAUUUAGUUCUUUCGAGGCUGGAAAGUCGUUUAAAUCGUUUAAUGACGGAGAAUUCUUUCACACCAAAUGCGCUGAGAUAUUUGGAUGAAUUAGUCGCUAAAAAAAAAUUUUCUUGGCAAGCGGAUUACUAUUUGUCGAAGAUACUACUCCGUAAUUUACUUACAGCGAGAGUAGUUAAGAUACCAGAGAGACCGAUAGAUGAGACAAAUCGACAGGCAUGGAUUGAAUGGAUUGCAAAAUUGUUUCCCAUUACUUAUGCCGGUGUUAAAUCGAAACCAUUCUUUGCUUUAGCAUUUCUGAUUGACGGUUAUGUUAACAAUUUGGAUUUGGAAAGCGCUUUCGUUCUACAUUUCGACGAAAUUCCAGAAUUUUCGUUUAUUGAAUUUCUGAUUCUCUUCAAAAUUCUUAUGCGUUCCAACAAAAACAGUCGAAUCACAAACUUUUGCAGACAUUCUCCCGAGAAUUUCGGCAGUAAUUAUGAUAAAAGUUUGCGAGAAAUGGUCAAAUGGCUAUUUCGUGUCAUAAAUCGAGUCCAAAAAUCAGGAGGAGUGAAUGAGAAUGCAAUACUUAAAGCGAAACAUCGCGUUUUACAGUGGGCAGAAGCUUAUGUAGCAAAUUCUAAAGUAAUCGGGACCGAUGAUACGAGGGCAAUAUUGAGUUUAUUGAAAUGGAAGGAUGAACCUGGUCUAAAGGAUGAUGAACUGGACCGAGGAAUGAAUCGGUUGUUUUAUGAAGUCUGUCACAAGUGUACCUUACGGACAAAUGACCCAGUUCUUGAAAUAAUACAACAAUGGAGCCCCUGUGAAAAUAUUCUAGAGGACAUGGAAUACUAUUUAAAUCAUAUUCCGCCAUCUCGUCCAUCCGAAGUAAAAGUAUACAAUCCUACUCGAUUAUUGCUGUACAAAUCGACUCGUCCUGAUGAAUUAACACCAUGGGAACAAUGCCAAUUUAAGAAAUUUUUACAUGAAACUAUUGACUUUCAACGUUUGGGUGGAGGUAGCAGAAUGCGGAAUAGAGCUAGAUCCGGACCAGGUAUGUACGGUUACGCACGGCCAUUAUAUGUGUGGAGCGUUGAUGGCCUCAAACCAAUGCCAUAUUCCUCAAUGAAGAAUGAUUAUGAAGAUGUGCCAUCAGAUUUAUCAAAACUAAACGAAAAGAAAAAUCUACCAUUUGAUUUGCAAGCUGAGGUUGGAAGUGUAUGGCUCAGUGGUCCAUCAAGAUACCCUGAGUUUACUCCUCAAAUGCUUCCAAAAAGGCAUACUUCCAGCCAAUCAGUGAACAUACCAAUAAUUCGCGAUGAGGCAUAUGAAAUAUUUCGAAUGCAAAUAGCAUAUGAUCCAUUCAUUCCCAUACGAAGAAAUUUCGAUAAUGAGCUAGGCUUUGGAGCCAGUGCGGCUAAUUUUAGAAGAAAUGCUGAUACGGAACGCAGGUACUCACUUCCGUGCGAUUUAUCGAAUUUAAAUUUGCGAACCGAAAAAAUAGUACCUGGAAGCUCAAAGCCACAAGUGCCUAUGUUCAAAGUUCAAAAGCAAAGGUUCAGAACACGACAACGAAGAACACAAAUAAAAACUACUGAUGUAAUGAAAAAAGCACCGAUUAGACGUUCUAAUUCGAGAGAAACAGACAUCAAAGUGGAACGUACAUUGUUUCAUCCAUUUCUCGAAAAUAUUGGAUCAUGCAGUAUUUGUGGAUUAAUAGAUCAUGCGGAAAAUUUCUGUCCAGAUACGCCAAAUUAUUCAAAUCUUCUGAAUACGUUGAUGCCAGUGACGUACAAAUGGAUGGUCAAAAAAGAGAAAUCAUUUGAGAAUUUUCAUCGCCAAGAUUCGUGGGGAUGCUUUGGAGAUGACGAUAAUUGA
Cercopithifilaria johnstoni is the source of this 3957-nucleotide messenger RNA. NCBI's taxonomy places the organism in Eukaryota, Metazoa, Nematoda, Chromadorea, Rhabditida, Onchocercidae. The record is from the annotation of a GenBank genome assembly.